This is a messenger RNA of Anopheles funestus (African malaria mosquito), 6682 nucleotides long. RefSeq names its product AF4/FMR2 family member lilli-like. The transcript has 7 exons. Lineage: Eukaryota; Metazoa; Arthropoda; Insecta; Diptera; Culicidae. Gene Ontology annotation, cellular component: plasma membrane. Gene Ontology annotation, biological process: engulfment of apoptotic cell; phosphatidylserine exposure on apoptotic cell surface; apoptotic process involved in development. The record is from RefSeq and is a predicted model, not a curated record. Bases 2006 to 6148 code for a protein of 1380 amino acids.
ACAGAUACAAAACAUACAUCCGCUAACGUUUUGUUCGAAACCAUCCAAUCCCAUUUCAAAAUGUUAAGUUCGAAAAUAUUGUCUGAUUUCGAAGCGAACAGUCUGCUCCUGUCGUAACUCAACAGAUGAGAGAUCGAUCGGAUGCUGAAAAGAGCCCCGUGCGAUCAUCCUGUACAACUCGGAUGCAGAUUAAGUGCAUUCCAACAGGAGUUAGCAAAAAGAAAAACAACAUCCUGGAUGGAAUACUGGCCCUCGGUACCAUCUAAGCCCACAAAGUGUUUGUAGGGAAAAGUGUACGAGCAGGCAAACAUACGGUGGCACUACUGUUGGAUCUUCACCCCCAUCGGCAGAAAGUGUAAUAUUUUGUAGGGUGCAAAAACACAUACGAAGCAAUUUCCAUGCUAAAAAGGGGAAUGCUGUUUAAAGUGUAGUGAUGAAUAAAAAAAACGGGUGCUAAAGUGUAAAAGCUAGUGCGCUGUUCACGAAUGUGUAAUCAUCUUAACAUUCCUUCCGCCCCGGGGGAGCGCUACUCUCGUUACUUCAUCCCGCUUUUCAUUGGUCCAUUGGAUUGGAUGUCGUGGGCAGGCCCCGCAGACGCAUCGACACGAAACACGUCAAUUGUGAUCAGGCCCCGCGCUUAAGGAAAGCUGCUGGCAUUGCUGACACCAAAAUAAGGCCUCUCGGCAGCAUAAUCCUCGGUCGAUCGAUUUACCGAUCAGUAAAUGAAGUGUCGCAUUACGUACAAAAAAGGCAAAAAGCAUUCCAAAUUAAAACGGUACGAAGAGAAUGAUCGCUGAAGACUUUCCCUCUUCCUUUGGCCAAGCAUCCAACCAUUGGGCUUGGGGCUGUGUGCGUGUAGGCAACAGAAUCGCUUCUUAGCAUGUAGCGUGCUGGGUAUGUGUGCGUGUGCGUGAUAUGAAGAAAUGCUUUCGACGUACCUACCCCGCGUGAUGGUAUGUGUGGAGAAAAACCGUUUGUUUAUGUGAAAUUGUUGGAAUUCCUGAAUUCCGUCCGCUUGUCCCCGAAGAAAACGACGAAGAAUCGCGUUCGCUGGACUGGUGGUUCGCUGCGUGUGUGAAAAAGUUGUGAACAGGGGGAACCGAACCGAAAUAAACCGGAACAGUGAAAAAUGUCUCUUUAAAAUCCAUAUUCGCGUUGCGUGUUCGGAGGUUCGGAUUGUUUUGUAAAUGAAUUUUCUGUAUGUUUUGCAACAUUGCUGCACAAGGGUGAUCCGGAAAAGUUGGAUGCAAUCUCUCUCUCUCUCUCUCUCCCACUUGUGUGUUAGUAGUUCCCCCGUGGACCAUUUCUCGGAUCGAUCGUGCAUAGUUUCCGAAGGCAAAGAAUGCAACAUCCGAUCAUACGGUGCAGUUCGCCGUCGUCGAUCGUUACGAUAAUUACUUAUCGCGAAGCAAAUUAAGGUACAAUUGAAGCAAAUUUACCAUUUCUUCGAACGGCUAAUGAUAGGUUUGCUGGCAACAAAAUGACGAAAUAAUCGAUUGAUCAUGAAGCAUCUUUUUGGUUGUGCAAAUGAAUCAUCCUUUCAACCGCAGUUUGUCACACGAAACGUAACGAAGCAACGUUGGGUCGUGCCAUUUCCAACCCCGUACAGUGGAAACACAAUUGUUCGUUUAAGUGUUGUUAGUGUAGAGCAAUUUACUGUUUAGUACAAGAAAGUGUCAUCUGUGCGAAAUAAAAGUGCUCAUUAAUUAGUGAUAAGCGUGGCUACAAACCAAGCAUUUUGAAUGGUUUUUAAAUCCCAGUGAGAAAGAAAAAUCGAUUGUAAAGGAUAGUCUACCAUCCGUCGAACGGAUUAAAAAGCGUAUCACACUUCCAGUAGGAUAGAAAAUAGCAAGAUCCCUAAUUCGUCGAAGUACAAUUCGAUUCGAUGAAUCAAAUUCCAUCCUCCAAUCAAACAAUAAAUCACAAGUUCGUAGGUAUUGCAGUGUAUUGGUAAUCCGUUGGGGUUCGAUUGAUCGAGACAAGGUGGAAAAAGAACAGAUAAACCAUGACGGAAUUUUUGCCCCUCUGCGAUGUGCUGUUUAAUGUGAUCUCGCUGGCCGGUUACUUUUGUGACGUCGUGUUCGAUGUGGUGUUAGGCUACGCGCUGUACGAGCGUCAAAAGUUCGCUUACUUUGCCGCGGUCAUUGUGAUCGUGACGUUUUCGCUCGUAAUCUCUCAGAUCGUAUCCAUCCGGUGGUAUUUGAAUAAGCGAAAAAUACGAAAUGCCACAACAUCGACCACCGGUCCGCCCGGGUCGACACAGGACGCUGAAACGGGAGCUAACCCACCGGGUAGUACUAGCGGCAGUUUGGAAAAGAAGAAGAAAAAACCAAACAGCCUCACCACGGCUAAUGGACCAGACGUCGGACAUAGAACGGAAGGUACCAUCAGCAGAACGGGAGCUGGUUCCCGCACAUCCGAGUACAGCCGCUACAUUGUGCUUGCACUGCACGUAACCCAGCUCGGUGUGCUCUGGCGAUAUGCGAAGCUGUUUGUACCGGUCGAUUUGCGCCAUGUCAAGCACGAGGUACGCGACCUCUGUAUGUUGCGGCUGGUGCACGCUUUUUGCGAAGCGGCCCCAAUGCUACUGCUUCAGCUGUACGUGCUCGUGACGCUACAGAGCGAAGCGCAACUGGCGGCAACACUGAAGCUGAAAACACUCGGCCAUCAUCACCAUCUACCGGUUAGCACGGCACUUGUGCAGCAAACAAAUUUGGUCGAACAGCAGCAGAAAACGUUUCGCGAUCUUAACAUGGUAUCGGCGACACUGUCACUGUUUAGCGUGUGCUGGGCGCUGGCCAGCUUCAGCAAGAACGUUCGGCUGCAGAACGUACACCGGCUUGUGCUGACUUGGCUGGGGGUUAUCUUUCAAUUUCUGUGGCGACUCGGUACGGUUAUAUCGCGUGUCAUCUCACUCACGGUUUAUGCAUCCGUGUACAGCCAUUGGGUGUUUUUGGUGAUAAUACUGCACUGGUUUUCUAUGUUUCUGUGGUUGAUUUCACCGAAGAAUGUGUUCCACGGAGAACGUAUCUCGCGUCUAAAGAAGACAACCCUAGGGGGAUUGAUCGGGUUCGUGUACAUUUUCGCCUAUAUCAAUCUGCAAGAAGUGAGACAUCGGCAAAAAAUGCUAACAUUCUACGUGGUGAUGUUCGCGGAGAACUGCCUGCUCGUAUGUCUUUGGAUGGUUGGUGUAUGGCCGAAUCGACCAGAUGGAUGGUACCUAGUACCGGUGUCGGUUUUGUGUAGCUUUGCCGCAGGACUUUUCUUUAUGGUCGUGUACUAUCGCUACUUUCACGUGAGGCGUCUCGGCUACGAAGCCGGUGGACGCGUUUCGGAGAAGUGUGCUGGUCACUGUGGAACCGAUGGUUGCCGUUGUCUGGCCGGACAUGAGAACGGCCUCGAUGGGAUAGGAAUUUCUGGUGCAGGUGGAUGUAAGGGAGGCGUAGGUAUUGGCGCAGGACUCGCCGGUGGUGGUGGUGGUAUGAAUGGUGCCGGUGGUCAAAAGUACCCGCAUGCCAUACCGGGUGUCUUUAACUGUCGCUUCUCGAACCCGGUAAAUGCGGCUACGAAGAGAAAAAAGAAAAAACCGACAACAUUUGUACCACCGCCGAACUUAGCAAUUGCUUCCCAAAACACGGCCGGUACCGGUAUGAAUGAUCAUCAGAAUGUGACUAGCCAGUUUCUACACCAUCAAACGCACCAACCACAGCAACAACAUGCACAGCAACAGCUGUUACAGCAGCAUCAACAACAGCAAUAUCUACAGCAACAGCCUUUGUUAUCACAUCAACAACUACAGCAGCAGCAGCAGCAACAGCAGCAGCAGCAGCAGCAGCAACAACAAGCGCAACAACAACUCCAGCAACAGCAACAACAGCUGCAGCAACAGCAGCAACAAUAUAUGGGCCCAAUGGCCAUACCCUUCUGGAGACGGCCUUUACCCAGGUCACAUACGGGCGGUUCGAGUGAGAACGAAGGCAGCAGUGUGGGAUCGCGUGUUAACAUCCAGCAAAAGCUGCAAGAGAAGAAACAGAAGCAGCUGGCCGAGUUGAAGAUCAUCGAGGAAGAGAUCAAGCAGGGUAAGCUGGGUGGUCCGGGCGGUACCGGUACGCUCAGUUCCGGGGACGAUGGUAAAACGACGCUACCGAGACAACCGAUCCCGCGGGCUAAGAAACACAUCGAUCUCGAUCCAAUCGAGUGGCGCACUUCCAGCCCGGACAUGGCAGAAAUCGUUGCGAACAAAUCGUUCAACGAUUUGAAUUUACUGCUAGCUGCCAACCUGGACGAUGUGAACAGUUUGAACAAAUUUAACAGCAACUACGAUCCGAUCUACAACAGCUUCGGAUUGAAUGGGAUCAAUAUAUCAGCUUUGGUGAAUUUGAAAAGUGCUGCUGCUGGCGGAACCGGUGGUGGAUUGGUUGAUGCCGGUGGACAAUCAUCUUCGGUACCGGUGGGUCCGGUGGUAGGUCCCGGGAAUCGAAACAUGUCACCAAUCUCGUCACAAAUCUCUGCCACCGAAAGUAACUCCCUGACGCGCCAGGUGAUGCCCCGUUCCAAGAUUUUACCCAACAACAUCCCGCGCAAUCCAUUCGCGGAGAAUUAUCGUGGUAAUUUUGUGAAUCUGUACGCGGAUGCCGCUGCCAGUACGCCGGCUGGUUUGAUCAAUGGUGCAACGAGCGGUAACGGUGGUGGGACAGGUGUACGAGCUCCCUCGAUAAGUCCACGCACCACUGAGAUUGCACAAUCGAACCGGGCCAUCCUGUACGAUGCACAUGGUCGACUGUACACCGAUGCGAAUCACCCACGGCAAGUGUCGGGAACGUACAGCAGUACCGAGAAUGCCGGAGCAGAAAAUCUACCUUUCCCGUACAACGUAGUACCACCACCGAGGAGUAAGCUAGAUAGUCGCGGAACACCAACCACCCCAGUACAGUCCGGGUCUGCUAGUGGAAGUGCGAACAAUACGAAUAGUAGCAACAAGUCCGGGCGCACCACGACGACCGCAACAAUGGCAGCCAUAGUGGCCAGCGUUGGUGGUGCGGUAGGAUCUUCAAGCGGCACGGUUGGUGUUGGCAGCAGUGUAGCAACAGGUGUGAUCAAUAAUCUUAACAAUACCAAGCGCCAGAAUAUGCAACGUGCCAAAACGCCGGAAAUAUUGCUCGCCCCACACUAUCUAGAGAACUCGCGGAUUUACUUCGAUUGGGUGGCCCGGGAGGCGGCCAACUUUAGAUUACAAGAAUCGGAACAUGAUCAACCGAUUGAAAGCAGUGGUGAUGAGAAUUUGGAUAACUCUGGAUGUGACGAUGGACAUAAUGGACAUCAUCGGAUACCUUCGGACAUCGAUAGUCAGGUCUCAUUACCCCGAUCGUACACAUUGCCUCGCGAGUUUAAAUACUAUCGACGAAACAAGGGUCGCAAGGUGAAAAAUGAACACUUCAUCGCUAGCACAAACAGCAGCGACGGUGACGUGGACAGCGGAGAUGAUAACGAGUCGGAGCGGCUAUCCAACCUGUCGUCUAGCUCGCAGCGACGAGUAAAGAACGCUACACCUUGCACAAACCUCACCAAUGGACAUCAUGGAUCGGUGUUGCAGCAGCCGCAACAACAACAGCAACAGCAGCAGCAGCAACACCAUCUCCAACAGCCACUGCCACGUCAAAGGAUGAACAAUCUGAAUAAAAGCGUUACUCAAAACCAGCCACCCAUUAGCAGUGCUUCGAUCGCUCUAAUGUAUGCCGGUGGUUCGGGAGGAUCUCCGAGCGGUACGCUGCUGCUUGCAAAUGGACAAACGAUACCACCAGUGAACAGUUGCCGGCAAACGUUAAAUGCAACUCCACAAAACCUCCAUCAACAGCUUCCCCAUCCAUCGGUUCCGCUUUCAAAUGGGUACAAUCUAGCGGGGGGUGGUGAUCGCAGCAGUCCGGCAAUGCCGGCCCUUCUCUCAGGCAGUGACGGUAGUUCGGUAGGUUUGGCCGGCAAACCAGGAGCGGUACAUAGUUUCGAUCUGAUCAGUGGUGUGGAAGCAGUAGGAGCUGGCUUACCACCGUUCCAUCCGGGUGCUGCUGGAAAUGGAGGAGUGGCACGACCAACCCGUUUCCGGAUGUACGGCACCAAGAAUGGUAUGGUACGUCACGAAACCAAGCUCUAGGUAGGGAUAGUUUGAACAGUGGAUUGAUGAUAUUAAAUGUUUGCAAAAUUUGCAACAUCCGUAGGUAGCUAAUUUAUUGACCUGUGCAAAGUACUGUAUUGGGUAGUGUUUUCAAUUCGCGAAAGGCUUUUGGUGAAAUGGUUAAAACAAAAACUACUCCUCGAACGUAUGUACUACGGUUAGGAAACGAAUCACGUUACGUGCUGGCUAAAAUAACGUUGUGAUAUAAUUUAAACGCGCCAUCACGUCGUAACGAGCGUAUAAUGCUAAUCACAUGAUUAGCUACGGGAAACGGUGUUUUUUUUAAACUUUUGCAUACAAUUCAGAGACUGCCAAACGUGUUGCACGCGCGUGCGAUCACGAGAUGUAUUUUUGUGUUGAUGAAAAUGUGAAGAGCGUACAAAACAGUAAUUGUACAUUGGAUUACAGUUUUUAAGUGAAUUUUUAACAGAUGGAAACAGUUUGUAAUUUAUAUGAUGAUUAGGGAAUCGUGUUUUAAUGUUGUCAAUAAACAAACUAAACUAUUUUAUUUUA